CCACUACUAAAAAUGUGGAUGCACACGACACGCUACAAUUCCACCUCCACUGUCAACUUCAACAACUUUGAUACACAAAGAUAAAUAGCCAUAAAUAGAAAUCAGUGAAGAUUUAGGAGAAAUGGUAGAGAUGAAGUUUCUCGGAAUGGAUUUUACCUGCGCCUUGGAAAGCGGCGAAUUUCCAGAAAGUGAUUGUUUGCUUCCGUUGAUAUCAAAGUUAGUGGGUUACUUCCUCGUUGCCGCUUCCACCACCGUUAAACUCCCGCAAAUGAUGAAAAUUGUACAAAACAGUAGUGUGAAGGGGCUUAGUGUUGCGGCUUUUGAACUUGAUGUUGUUGGCUACACUAUUGCUCUGGCAUACUGUCUUCACAAAGGCCUUCCCUUUUCAGCUUAUGGAGAGCUUGCAUUCUUAUUGAUUCAAUCUAUAAUUCUUGUUGCAAUCAUCUAUUACUUUUCUCAUCCUCUGGGAACUAAGACAUGGAUCAGAGGCUUAUUAUACUGUGCAAUAGCUCCAAUGGUGUUGGCUGGUAAAAUCGAUCCUAUGCUUUUCGAAGCUCUAUAUGCUUGUCAGCAUGUGAUCUUCUUCUGUGCUCGAGUUCCACAAAUUUGGGCAAAUUUCAAGAAUAAGAGCACCGGGGAGCUUAGCCUUUUGACAUCGCUAAUGAAUUUUGCUGGAUCUAUGGUGAGAGUCUUUACCAGUAUGCAGGAAAAGGCGCCAAUGAGCGUGGUUCUGGGCUCGAUGAAGAGCAUUGUCAUGAACGCUACGAUCUUAUCGCAGAUAGUUGUGUACCAGAAACCAGCUGCAAUGAAAGAGAAGAAAUCUGACUAGGGAAUGAUCAACAUCUCCACUAGUCUGAAUUAAGAGGCCUCUCUGUUUUCAGGCAAGUUGAUCGGAGUCGUCACGUAGCCAUCACCUCAAGAAGAGGGUAAUGCAUGAUAUAUAAGGGAUGUAAUCAAAUAAUAACGGAAAUAUCAACAUAUAUGUAUAUAUCAGUGAACUGACUCUUCCAAUACACAUAAAAUAUCAACAAACUCAUUUGAAUGUAUCAAUAAAAAGAUCAUCUUUGUCUA
Salvia splendens (bonfire salvia) is the source of this 1071-nucleotide messenger RNA. Its product is annotated as mannose-P-dolichol utilization defect 1 protein homolog 2-like. Bases 122 to 829 code for a protein of 235 amino acids. The record is from RefSeq and is a predicted model, not a curated record. The transcript is spliced from 8 exons. NCBI's taxonomy places the organism in Eukaryota, Viridiplantae, Streptophyta, Magnoliopsida, Lamiales, Lamiaceae.